AGCGCGGCUGAGCUCGCGCUAGCGAUGCGGGCGUGGCGCUGCGUGCUGGCGGCGGCCGUGCUCGGCCUGACCGCCGGCAUCGUGCUGGACGGUUCGAAGCACUCGUUCGCCCAGUACCCCAAGUGGCGGCCGGGGCUGAACGGCUCGCUGCAGUUCGAGUUCCGGACGACGCAGCCGAACGGCCUACUCGUGUUCACGGACGACGGCGGCCGCAACGACUUCUUCGAGGUCAAGCUGGUCGAGGGCUCGCUGCGGCUACGGUACAAUCUCGGCGACGGCGCCCAGAUGCUCGGUUUGGGCCGCGGACUCAACGACGGCCGCUGGCACCGCGUGACGGUGACGCGUCGCCACGCGCGCACCACCCUCACUGUCGACCACAUCUCGGAGGACAAAGUGGCCGGGCCCGGCGGCGAGUACCGGUUCGGCACGCUCGACACCAACUCGCACGUGUUCGUGGGCGGCCUGCCGCACUCGUUCCGCGUCACCCAGGUGGCGCUGCCCGGUGUCGUGUUCGAGCCGCGCCUGGCCGGCGAGGUGCGCAACCUCGUCUACACCAGCGUCGACGGCGUGGAGCGCCGGCAGGACAUGACUGCGUUCAAGGGUGUGCGCUGGAACGGGGUGGACGCGUGCGCCCAGCACGACCCGUGCCAGCACGGCGGUAUAUGCAUCAGCACGGACACGGGCGCCGCGUGCGAGUGUCGCAACCUCGACUUCCGCGGCGCGUUCUGCGAGAAAGAGAAGCCGCCGUCGGAGGCGACGUUCCGCGGCAAUGAGUACAUGACGUACGACCUGACGAAGACGGGCGGCGAGGCCAUCGCCAGCACCAGUGACAACCUCUCCAUGUUCUUCAAGACCCGAGAGCCCAACGGCCUGCUCUUCUACACAGGAGACGGAGACGACUACAUGACGCUGGGCCUGAAGGACGGCUGGAUCAGCCUGGCAGUCAGUCUGGGCAGCGGAGCUCUGCGCUCCCAGGUUCGUCCGGGACGUGUCCGCUUCCACGACGACCAGUGGCACAAAGUGACCGUCAACAGGAGGGUCAAGGAGCUGGUUGACUCUGGGCACAGCGUUUGCUAUGUGUCCAUCAACGUGGACGGCGUGUACACGGAGCGGGGCACCACGUCCGGGCCCUUCACGCUGCUUACCUCGUCCCGGCUGUUCGUGGCCGGCAGCGACGACACCUCACAGCUACCCGGCAGUCAGACCAGCCACAACUUCGUCGGCUGCCUCAGGAAGGUGGAGUACACGGCUGACUCGCUGCACCUGGACCUGAUCGAGCUGAGCCGGACCGGUAACAAGCUGAUGGCCGUGCGGGGCAGGGUGCAGUACAUGUGCCAGACGAUCGAGGCCGCCGACCCCGUCUCCUUCGCCUCACGUGGCUCCUACCUGGAGGACAGUAAGUCGGUGCCAAUCAGUCUGCUCACGUCCGAGGCGAACCUGGUCCUCCCCUCCUGGGUGGCACCAAGAACAGGGUCCAUCUCGUUCAAGAUCCGCACCAACGAGGAAGAUGGCCUGAUCCUCUUCAACAAGGGCAGCCAUGAAAUGGAUGACAUGUUCGCGGUCGAGCUGCUGGCCGGGAAUGUGUGGGUGCACGUGGACCUGGGCUCGGGCGCCGUGCGCGUGCGCGCCACCAACCGGCGUGUGGACGACGGCCUCUGGCACGACGUGGCCGUCAUCCGCGACGGCAGGAAGGGCCGCGUCACCGUCGACGGCACCGCCUUCGACUUCGCCACGCCCGGCAGCCACAACCGGCUGGACCUGGAGGGCGCCCUGUACGUGGGCGGGCUGGGCGCGGACCACGACCGGGUGCGUGUGCCGGCCCAGGUGUGGUCCGGCACGCGCCGGCUCGGCUACGUCGGCUGCCUGCGCGACCUCGUCAUCAACGGCAGCGUCAUCGACGUGGCCAAGUACGCCCGCCGCCAAGACAGCGGUGGCUCUGUGCUGACCGAGUGUCACUCGGGCCCGCCGCAGUGCGACUCGCAGCCCUGCAUGAACGGCGGCCAGUGCUCUGACGGCUGGAACAGGUUCAUCUGUGACUGCACUAUGACCAGCUUUACCGGGGGCACGUGCACCGAAGAUGCCACCACCGUGAGCUUCGACGGCACGCAGCACAUGAUCGUGCCGCUGCACAGCGAGCAGUACACCGAGGCCGACGACAUCACCCUGCGCUUCAGGACCAGCCGACCCUCAGGUCUGCUGUUCGCCACCACCGCGGGCAACUCGGACCGUGUGGAGCUGGCCCUCAACGGCGGCCGGAUCCGCCUUACAAUGCGCAUUGACGACACGUACAAGCAAAUCCACGCGGGCCAGACGCUCAACGACAACCAGUGGCACCGAGUGGCUGUCAAGCGGCGACACAGGGACAUCGAAACCACCAUCGACAACGAGCGCCCCCUGAACGAGAACCUCGAGGCGGGCAUCUCCACGUUGCGCACCAAGUUCCUCUACAUCGGCGCCGUGUCGCCGUCGGCAUCGGGCGCGUUCGGCGCCCCCAACCUAGUCGGCCAGCUGCAGCACUUCUACCUGAACGGGCAGCCGGUGCUGGAGCUGGUGCGCCAGGGCCGGCUCAACGACACGCAGGGCUCGGCGCGCUUCGGCCGGCGCCAGCUGACGCCGGUGCGGCCCGUCACCUUCCAGUCGCGCUACUCAUUUGUGGCGCUGCGCCAGCUGCGCGCCUACGCGACGGUCAGCGUGCACUUCCAGUUCCGCACGCUGGAGCCCAGCGGCCUGCUGCUGUACAACGGCGGCAGCGGCCAGGACUUCCUCGCCGUCGAGCUGGUCGGCGGCCACCUGUUCUACGUGUUCAACCUGGGGGAUGGCGCCGUCACGGUGCGCGACAACCGGCACAGCACGCUCAACGACAACAGCUGGCACUCGGUGACGAUCGGCCGGCCCAACGCGCGCACGCACACGCUGAUGGUGGACGAGCACACGGCCACCGUCAGCAGCAUGGGCCUGAACGAGAACCUCGACCUGCAGGGUCCGCUCUACGUCGGCGGUGUUCCGGACGAGCUGUACGGCCGGCUGCCGGCCAAGAUCCAGUCCCGGUUCGGCUACAAGGGCUGCCUGGCCAGCCUGCUGGUGGGCGGCGGCGAGACGCCCGACCUCGUGCGCUACCCGGUCAUCCCCAGCAGCUCGGUGGUGGCCGGCUGCGUCGGGCCGGACUCGCGCUGUUCACCGGAAUCGUGCAGGAACGGAGGCAUCUGCAAGCAGGACUGGAACUCGUACACGUGCGACUGUACGCUCACGUCGUUCGUCGGGUCCCGCUGCACGGACGAGUCGGUGAGCUACGAGUUCGGCUCGAGCGGCGGCCAGAUCGAAUACGAGUACGAGCGGGACCGGCGGCCGGACCGCCGCACCGACCUGGUCGCCGUCGGCUUCAGCACCUCCAAACCGGACGGCACCCUGCUCCGCAUCGACUCCGAGACGCACGACGACUUCCUCGAGAUCAAACUGAUCGAGAGCAACGUUUACAUGGUAUACGACGUGGGUUCGGACACCCUCUCGAUAUCCGACUUGGGGGUCCGCGUGGACGACGGACGAUAUCACGUGGUGCGUGUCACCCGCAACGGCCCCAACUCUACCCUGCAGCUCGACAGCCGUCCCGUACAGACGAAACACCCACGAGGUCAUCAGCACGACGUUUUCCACGCGCCGUCGCUGGUGACGGUGGGCGGCGGCCGCGGCGGUCGCGGCGGCGGCGCGCGCCGCUUCGAGGGCUUCAUCUCCGGCGUGGUCGUCAACGGCCACCGCGUGCUCGACUUGGCCGCCGACAACGACGAAGACGUGCGCAUGGGCGGCGAGCUGAGCAUCCGGGCGCUGCCCUCCAGGCUCAAGAAGGAGUACUUCCGGCGCAGCGGCGUGCAGGCGGCGGCAGGCAUACCAGGACCGUCUCCGGGCAUUAACGACGACCUGAUUUACUCCGGCGCCGGGUCCGGCUGCGGCGAGACCGACGACCAGGAGCAGUGCUUCCCCGUCUUCAACUCGGACACAAAUGAUGACCUGGUGACCCCGGUGUUCAUUCGACCGACCAACCCGCCCCGGCCGCGGCGGCCCGGCCACGGCAAGCCGUGUGACGACGAGGACUGUCUGCCCGGGUCGGGUCACGCUCCGGACGACGAUCUCUCGCGACACCGAGGCCCGGAUCGCCCCUCGCCGCGCACCACCACGACCGACCCGGGCGAGUACGUGGCCAUGAUCAUCGGCAUCAUCGCCGGCGCGCUCAUCGUCAUCAUCGUCUGUAUCCUGAUCGUGUUGAAGGUGCAGGGGCGCGCCGAGCGCCGCUACAAGAUGGACGAGAGUAAGGCGUACCUGGGCGCGCGUGGCAGCUCGCCGACGCCGCCGCUGCUGCCCAAGAAAAACAGAGACGUGAAGGAGUGGUACGUGUAA
This is a messenger RNA of Pollicipes pollicipes, 4389 nucleotides long. It is a transcript of the gene Nrx-1, whose product is annotated as Neurexin 1. NCBI's taxonomy places the organism in Eukaryota, Metazoa, Arthropoda, Thecostraca, Pollicipedomorpha, Pollicipedidae. The transcript is spliced from 27 exons. The record is from RefSeq and is a predicted model, not a curated record. Gene Ontology annotation, molecular function: calcium ion binding. The coding region runs from base 25 to 4389 and encodes 1454 amino acids.